AGUUGUGGUCUGAGGGUUUUAGCGCAGCUAGUCGAGUCAGAGUUAGGGUUCUUGGAAAGUUGAGAUGGCUACUAUGGCUAUGUUGGUGAGACGAGCUGCAUCUAGUCGAAAUGCGAUUGCCUUUCUCAGAAGAUGCUCCUCAUCGUCCUUAGUUGUUGGCCGCGAUUACUCGCACAAGGCCACCACCCUCCUGAGAGCCCCAGAUUUGGAUUUGAAAUCGCCCAGUUUUCUCAGAGAUUCUCGUCGAGGCUUCGCCAAAGGCAAAAAAUCAAGGGAUGAUUCUGGAGGACUGGUGGACGUAUCUCCUCCGGUGGAUAUUGGGCCUAGCGUCAAAGCCACAGCGACUUCGCAGAUGGAGGCUGCCAUUGAUGCCUUGUCUAGAGAUCUCACUAAACUCAGAACUGGCAGAGCUUCUCCAGGAAUGCUUGAUCACAUUGUUGUUGAGACUGGUGGAAUCAAAAUGCCUCUCAAUCACUUAGCUUUGGUCUCUGUCCUCGAUCCUAAAACUCUCUCUAUCAAUCCUUACGAUCCUGAUACUGUUAAGGAGCUUGAGAAAGCAAUUGUCUCCUCUCCUUUGGGUUUAAACCCAAAGCUGGAUGGCCAAAGACUCAUCGCAUCUAUCCCUCCAUUGACCAAGGAGCAUGUUCAGGCAAUGUGCAAGAUUGUAACCAAGUCCAGUGAAGUUGUCAAGCAAAGCAUACGAAGAGCUCGUCAAAAGGCACUGGACACAGUAAAGAAAGGAGCCUCGGGCCUACCAAAAGACCAAGUUAAAAGGCUGGAGAAGGAAGUUGAAGAGUUGACGAAGAAGUUUGUAAAGUCGGCAGAGGACAUGUGCAAGUCCAAAGAGAAUGAGAUCACCACCCAAGCUUGAUCUCACUUUCUUAUCCUUACCAAACCUGAACAAGUUUCAGUCUUCUUUUUACUAGUACCUUUAAUUAUAGAUGAUGGUCCAAAGAAUUCAAAAUUUGUUUUUGAAUGUUCAAUUUGGGGGUCUUGUACGCAAAUUGACCUGCUGAUACACAACUGCUGAAAGGCCCUUCAAGGGCCCGGGAAAGUCUAUUUAUAUUGCUUUUUU
This is a messenger RNA of Brassica oleracea var. oleracea, 1075 nucleotides long. Its product is annotated as ribosome-recycling factor. Gene Ontology annotation, cellular component: mitochondrion. The transcript is spliced from 7 exons. NCBI's taxonomy places the organism in Eukaryota, Viridiplantae, Streptophyta, Magnoliopsida, Brassicales, Brassicaceae. Bases 65 to 871 code for a protein of 268 amino acids. Gene Ontology annotation, biological process: translation. Gene Ontology annotation, molecular function: ribosomal large subunit binding. The record is from RefSeq and is a predicted model, not a curated record.